This is a messenger RNA of Talaromyces stipitatus ATCC 10500, 1467 nucleotides long. RefSeq names its product phosphomevalonate kinase. NCBI's taxonomy places the organism in Eukaryota, Fungi, Ascomycota, Eurotiomycetes, Eurotiales, Trichocomaceae. The coding region runs from base 1 to 1467 and encodes 488 amino acids. The transcript has 2 exons. Gene Ontology annotation, molecular function: phosphomevalonate kinase activity; ATP binding. Gene Ontology annotation, biological process: ergosterol biosynthetic process; isopentenyl diphosphate biosynthetic process, mevalonate pathway. The record is from RefSeq and is a predicted model, not a curated record. Gene Ontology annotation, cellular component: peroxisome.
AUGCCCGUCCAUCCUUCCACAACCACCGCCGUGUCAGCACCAGGCAAGGUGCUCCUCACGGGAGGCUACCUGGUGCUCGACCGGCAAUACACCGGCACGGUAUUUGCGCUCGAUGCUCGCAUCCACGCUGUCGUGCAGCAGCUCCAGCGCGACCGAAACCGAAGCUCCAAUCAGCUUACUGAUAGCACCGAAACCCCGCAAAACACAGAUGAAGCCGUUGACCCUCAACCCGAGAGCGUUGUUGUGCGCUCACCACAGUUCAUAGACGCUGUUUGGGAGUACGGUGUAGAGAGGUGUGAGCAAGGUGGAGGGGUAAAAGUGACUCAAAAGAAUGAGGGACCGAAAAACCCAUUUGUCGAGACGUCCUUAAACUACGCUUUGACGUAUAUCAGCUACGUAGCCGACUCCAAGGAUCUCGGCUCCCUCUCCGUUACAAUACUGGCAGAUAACGACUACUACUCUGACGCCAACCAACCAGGAAAUAGCAGCCAACGAAACCGCGGCGCAUUCCGUGAUUUCGGUGUCAAACUGCAAGAUGCUCAUAAAACCGGACUGGGUUCCUCGGCUGCUCUUGUUACGGCAUUAGUUUCGGCUCUGGUGGUCCAUCGAACCAUGCAUCCGGAAGAUUUGAUUGUUGCAAGAGAUAAACUACACAAUCUAGCCCAGGCGGCGCAUUGUGCUGCGCAGGGGAAAGUCGGGUCUGGAUUUGAUGUGGGUGCAGCUGUCUUUGGAUCGUGUUCCUAUCGGCGCUUUUCGCCUUCUAUUUUGGAAGAGUUGGGUGAUGUCGGCUCACCUGGGUUCGAAGAGAGGCUGUUUUCGACCGUGGAAGAUUUAGAUGCUAAACAUCCAUGGGACACUGAAUUUAUGGAUGUUGGUAUGAAACUGCCGCCCGGGUUGCAAAUGGUUCUUUGCGACGUCGACUGCGGAUCCCAGACCCCGUCAAUGGUUAGAAAGGUUCUCGAAUGGCGUAACCAGAAUCAAGAGGAAGCAGAUUCGCUUUGGGACAGUUUACAGGCAAACAACGAGAAACUCCGUCAAGAACUUCGCCGCAACGCUGGAAAUCGGGCAGACCCAGAAACCGAGGCCGCGCUCGCUGACGAAGUCUCCAAACACGCAAGUAUACUGAUUCAACAAUCACGAACCCUUUUGAAAACCAUGACUGAAAAGUCCGGCGUCCCUAUUGAGCCACGGGUCCAGACAGAACUUCUCGAUGCUGUUUCAGCUGUCGAUGGAGUGAUUGGAGGCGUUGUACCUGGUGCUGGCGGAUAUGAUGCGGUAGUUUUGCUGAUUCGAGACGACAUGGAAGUUAUUCAACGACUAAAUCAGUUAUUUGAGUCUUAUCAAAGCCAGGUCGAGGAUGAUUUUGGAGGGAAGAUAGAUCGGGUGAGGAUGUUGGGUGUACGACAUGGGUCGGAGGGCAUUAGAGAUGAGCAAGCUAAUUUGGGGAAUUAUCUUGCAUGGCUGUGA